AUGUCGAGGAUCGGCAGGUGCGAGUGGGCGCGACUGCCUUCACAAAACGCACAAACAUUUUCGCAUCGCUUCUCGGCCUUUCCAUCAUUGAUAUCUCAACCACCGCCAGCACCAACACCAUCAAGACACAUUCGCAACGCAGUUACACCACCACUCAUCCGACCUCAGCGUGCCCCGAGCAUCGUCAACAUGUCAGUGUUAUCCGCCAUUUUCAAGCGCGCGGCAAUCGCUGUCGCCGGAAUCGCCAUCGUGCGUACCUACUUGAGCCACAGCGCCGGCUACAUCGCAAACGAGGCGCCCGUGCCCACCGCUGUCCCUCGCCCCACCGCUCCCGUCACCGAGCCGACGCUGCCCAUCGCCCUUUUGCUCGUCUCCUUCUGCGUCGGCGCUUUCCUUGGUAGCAUCAUCAUGUUCGCCUACAGUGUCAGCGCCAUGUACCUGAUGCUUUUGUGCGAGAAUCCGACCAUCUCGAACGCCCACUUCCUGGCCUUCAUGGACGUCGUGUACGCCGGUCCAGCCACUGCUUUGCGCGUCUACAUGAAUGGCCUGUUCGUGCGGCCAAUCAAGGCGUGCGCUGUCCGCAAUGCUACGGCCUUUGUCCGGGUCUGUCGCAACUUCUCGGCCCAUCUGCGGUCCUUGUGGCCUGCAAAAGGCAGAUUCGCGCCGCCUAUCAAAGCGUGCAAGGUCCGAGAUGUCUCAACCUUCGUCAACGCCUGCCGCAUCCUCUGGAUCAAUCUCCCGUCCUUGUGGGCCGAGGCUUGCGAGCUAGCCAACCGACCAGGGCUGAAGACGGAGCAGCAAUCCGCGACGAAGUCCGAGAAGAAGUCCGAGCUGGGAGACGGUUUGCAAGCCUUGCCAAACACACUAUUGGCGCCUGAUAAGAAACUCUCGGAGAGCUUUAUUGUAGUGGGACAGCAUGCAGAGGGAGACUUGUCUUUGCAGAAGAGCGGUAAGGGUCUGGGCGGAAAGGAGUCGGAGAACUAA
Molecule: messenger RNA, 984 nt
Organism: Baudoinia panamericana UAMH 10762
Lineage: Eukaryota; Fungi; Ascomycota; Dothideomycetes; Mycosphaerellales; Teratosphaeriaceae
Exons: 3
Coding region: 1-984 (327 amino acids)
Source: RefSeq, a predicted model, not a curated record